Molecule: messenger RNA, 1163 nt
Organism: Trichechus manatus latirostris (Florida manatee)
Lineage: Eukaryota; Metazoa; Chordata; Mammalia; Sirenia; Trichechidae
Gene: HDDC3
Product: HD domain containing 3
Exons: 4
Coding region: 23-562 (179 amino acids)
Molecular function (GO): guanosine-3',5'-bis(diphosphate) 3'-diphosphatase activity
Source: RefSeq, a predicted model, not a curated record
AGGCACCUGCGCAAUCCGCGCAAUGGGCUCCGAGGUGGCGCAGGUGCUGGAGGCUGCGGACUUCGCGGCUCGCAAGCACCGAUGGCAGCGGCGGAAGGACCCCGAAGAGACGCCCUACAUCAACCACCCCAUCGGUGUGGCUCGGAUCCUGACCCGUGAGGCGGGAAUCACUGAUAUUGUGGUGUUACAGGCGGCCCUGCUCCAUGACACCGUGGAGGACACAAACACCACCCUGGAUGAGGUGGAGCUGCACUUUGGGGCACAGGUGCGGCACCUGGUGGAGGAGGUGACAGAUGACAAGACUCUGCCCAAAUUGGAGAGAAAGCGGCUGCAAGUGGAGCAGGCGCCCAACAGCAGCCUGGGGGCCAAACUGGUGAAGCUGGCAGACAAGCUGUACAAUCUGAGGGACCUGAAUCGGUCCACCCCAAAGGGAUGGUCAGAACAUCGUGUUCAAGAAUACUUCCAGUGGGCAGCUCAGGUGGUGAGGGGCCUUCAGGGAACAAACCAGCAGCUAGAAGAGGCUCUAAAAAAGCUGUUCGAGGACCGGGGGCUGACACUCUGAGCAGUGCUUGGAGCCAUCGGGUAGCACAGACUCCAUCCAGCUUUGCUCAGGCCAGAGAGGAUUCAUACCCCAGCCUUUCACUUCCUCCUGAGCACCUGAUUAGUUUAGUCCAGAUAUCAGAGAGACCAAAAACACUUGCCUUUCCUCACUCUGAAGGUAUCCCAUUGGAGCCAGGAUUAUGGGAAUUGGAUGCACACCAUCCAUUUCUCACUAUCCUUCACCAGGCCCUGCCUCUGUUUGCUAUUUUGCAUGGUGGGAUCUCUGGCCCCCUGGGGACUUGGGCUUAUAAGUCAUUAUAGAAAAUAAAGCAUGUUGGGUAAAGGUUUAAAUUGCUGCUGCACCUUCUCGGGCCUCCUGAGUGGCAGACCAGUAGGCAGAAUGCUGGCCAAGACUGUGGGCUUCAGCAGGACAGCGUUCCUAUUGUGUGCCCUCUGUACAGCUCCUUCAGGUUGAGGGCCUCAGCCCUUCCAAACCUGGCUUUCUUUUUAUUUUUUUUUCUUUUGCAAUUUAUUUAUUUUUUCUUUCAGACAAAAAUAUAUACUUUGGAGGAGUACAGUGUUUUAUGUGUUUGGGUUGAAAAGCAUGUGGGAAGACCAGCACA